Molecule: messenger RNA, 3806 nt
Organism: Tachysurus vachellii
Lineage: Eukaryota; Metazoa; Chordata; Actinopteri; Siluriformes; Bagridae
Gene: vps50
Product: VPS50 EARP/GARPII complex subunit
Exons: 28
Coding region: 102-2999 (965 amino acids)
Biological process (GO): endocytic recycling; retrograde transport, endosome to Golgi
Cellular component (GO): EARP complex
Molecular function (GO): SNARE binding
Source: RefSeq, a predicted model, not a curated record
UGGCAGCUGCAUAACAACAUCUGAUUCGCUGUUUAAAAUAUUUUCUUGCGUUAACGCUUUUUUUUUUGUAGUCUUUACACCUGACGGUCCAUUGCUUUAAGAUGCAGAAAAUUAAAUCUUUAAUGUCCCGGCAGGGUUUGAAAAGCCCUCAGGAGAGUAUGGCAGAUAUGAGUCCUGUGGAGAGCUUCAGGGUCCCUAGCAAGGAGGAGCUGAGGGAGCUGAGGGAGCAGCCUAUUGAUCCUCAGGCUGAGCAGGAGAUCAUCGACAGCAUAGAUGAGGUGUACUUCUCCAACGACUCCAUUGACAUGGUGCAGUACGAGCUGGAGAAACUUCCCCCGGAUCUGAACCUGCAGGAGCUAGAAGAGUACAGAGAUAAACUGAAGAAACAGCAAGCAGCAGUUUCAAAAAAGGUUGCUGACCUUAUUCUAGAAAAACAGCCAUCGUAUGUUAAGGAAUUGGAGCGAGUAACAUCCCUGCAAACCACACUGCAGUUGGCUGCAGUUAUCUGCACCAAUGCUCGGAGGCAGCUUGCUUUUGCUAAAGAAGGCUUCACCGAAGCAAGUCUUGGGCUCCUGGCCAACCAGAGACGCAGGCAGCUGCUGACAGGAUUGUUAAAGUCUUUAAGAACCAUUAAGACACUGCAAAGGACUGAUGUUCGACUGAGUGAGAUGCUGGAGGAGGAGGACUAUCCAGGUGCAAUCCAGUUGUGCUUGGAAUGUCAAAAGGCUGCCAGCACUUUCAAGCACUACAGCUGCAUAAGUGAGUUGAACUCAAAGCUGCAAGACACUCUGGAACAAAUUGAGGAGCAGCUGGAUGUAGCGCUGUCGAAAACAUGCAAGAACUUUGACGUCGCUCACUACACCAGAGUUCAGCUUGCGUACUCGCUAUUGGGCAAGACACAGACGGCUAUGGACCAGCUUCACAUGCACUUUACCCAGGCCAUUCACAACACUGUGUUCCAGGUGGUACUGGGAUAUGUGGAGCUGUGUGCUGGCAACGCAGACACCAAAUUCCAGAAGAUGCAGUAUAAGGAUCUGUGCACGCACAUCACCCCGGACAGCUACAUCCCCUGCCUGACUGACCUGUGCAAGGCAUUGUGGGAAGUGAUGCUCAGUUACUACCGAACCAUGCAGUGGCAUGAGGAGCAUGACAAAGAGGAGGUGAAGGAUGCUGACACAGAUGGUACCAGUGAUGAAGGCUCAGAGGAAGCUACAGUGGGCCACAGCUAUGUGAAGAAAAAGCUUGAACAUGGCCUAAGUCGGAUUUGGCAGGACGUCCAGCUGAAAGUGAAAGCCUAUUUAUUGGGGACAGACAUGUCCAACUUCAAGUAUGAUGACUUUAUUGUGGUGCUGGAUGUUAUUAGCAGGCUGAUGCAGGUGGGAGAGGAGUUCUGUGGCAGCAAGUCUGAGCUGCUACAGGAGUCAAUAAAGAGACAGAGCGUGAACUACUUUAAGAACUAUCACAGAACACGCCUGGAGGAGUUACGCAUGUUUCUGGAGAAUGAAACAUGGGAGUUGUGUCCUGUGAAGUCCAACUUCAGUAUCACUCAGCUUCAUGAGUUUAAGUUCAUGGGUCAGUGUCGUUCGCCGUCAGUGUCUCCGAGCAGGCAGCCAGCCUCCAGUUACUCUGAGGAGCUGUCUCUCUUUGCCCAGUAUGUUCAGGGUGGAAACCCUUUUGAGAUGCAGAUCGACAAUAAGGAAGAGGAGAGUGAAGAUGUCCUGGCUUCCAAUGGGUACGAGUCUGAAGAGCUGGAGAAGAAUGUAUAUCAGGACUAUGACAGUGACAGUGAUGUGGCAGACGAACUGAAGCAGGACUUUGUAGAUGAGCAGACUGGAGACAUACCCAACAAGAGCGUGUCCAGAGAGACUCUCCGCAGCAGAAAAAGAUCUGACUACAGUCUGAACAAAGUCAACGCCCCCAUCCUGACCAACACCACUCUUAACGUGAUCCGUCUGGUCGGUAAAUACAUGCAGAUGAUGAACAUUUUAAAACCCAUUGCAUUUGACGUCAUCCACUGCGUGUCACAGCUGUUCGAUUAUUACCUGUACGCCGUGUACACCUUCUUCGGCCGGAACGACAUGUAUGAAUCAUCCGGACUGGGGCUGAUUAGCAGUAGACUGAGGACGACACUCAACCGCAUCCAGGAGAGUCUCAUAGACAUGGAGGCAGGAGGAGAGAACGCAGCCACCCAUGGAUCCUCUGAGGACCGAAAGGAGAAGGUGCCGAGCCCUCACCUGAGCCAGCUGGUGGUUCUGACAGCCAGUAGCACGCUGUAUGGACUGGCAGAGCGUGUAGUCGCCACAGAGUCACUUGUGUUCCUGGCAGAGCAGUUUGAGCUCCUCCAGCCUCAUCUGGACACCAUGAUGCCUCCAGCCAAGAAACCUUUCCUGCAGCAGUUCUACUCCCAGACGGUGUCCACAGCCAGCGAGCUUCGCAAGCCCACUUACUGGAUAGUGGCAGCUAAAGCCAUUGAUUAUGAGCAGAUGCUGCUGCUGAUGGCAGGAGUGAAAUGGGACAUUAAAGAGAUAAUGUCACAGCACAACGUCUAUGUGGAUGUGCUUUUAAAGGAAUUUGAGGAGUUCAAUAAAAGGCUUGGUGAUGUUUCCAAACAAGUGCAGAUCCCCCUACCUGUUUCAAACGUCCUCUGGGAGCACUGUAUCCGUCUGGCUAACCGAACACUAGUGGAGGGCUAUGCUAAUGUGAAAAAAUGCAGUAACGAGGGCCGAGCACUGAUGCAGCUAGACUUCCAGCAGUUCCUCAUGAAGCUGGAGAAGCUCACCGACCUCAGACCUAUCCCAGAUAAGGAGUUUGUCGAGACCUACAUUAAAGCCUAUUACUUGACUGAGAAUGACAUGGAGCAGUUUAUUAAGAACCACAGGGAAUACUCCAUGAAGCAGCUGGCCAACCUGGUCAACGUCUGCCUCGGCUCCCACAUCAACAAAAAGGCCAGGCAGAAACUCCUGGCAGCUAUUGAUGACAUUGACCGUCCAAAAAGAUAAAUGAAAGCAGGCCACCCAGGUUGAAAGCAUGAUCACAAUGGAAAUCUGCUACAACUACAGAGUAUGCAGUAUUUCACUUCUGACAUACGUUUGCUGCCUCUGUACAUUUCUGUGUGUAUGUUCUUUAAUGUUACGGUACAUCAAUGUACAUCACUUGUUCAUCGGUUUGUUGAGUGUGUUAAAGAGUGAGACAUGACAUGUAGGGAACUCCUGGACAGUUCACAAAUCUUUUCCAACAGUAAUAUGCUUUAAUAUGAAAAAUUUCUGAAAACUGAAACACUCCAUCUAUAGAUGUUGGUCUAAUCUUUCAAAUACGCUACAUGGACAUUUUAGAACAGGUAAUGAAGCAUUUCAUCUGCUAAAUGGGACAAAAUUGAGGUUUUCAUCAUGUGGUGUCAUGACUCAUGUCUGUUUAAUCCUGUUACACCAAGUUGUAUGUUCUUUGCUUGUUCAUUUUAAAAAAUAUUGAUUUUAUUAUUUAUACCAAUUGAACAUGAUUGGUAGAUUGACAUUUAGAAUUUUUUUUCAUUAAAUAUGUAUUUUGGGGAAAAAAAAAACAUUUGGUUGAAUGACUUAGCGUACGAUUUGUGACAUAUAGUUUAUAUUGUACAUGUGAAUGUCAAAGCACCAUCAUAUUUAUUCCAGCUACUGGGUGUUACAGCGUUCAUAAAAACAACGUCAAAGCAUAAAAUCUAAAACGAGUUAGUGUGUAAUUGUCUGAACCAGAAUAUUACUUUAUGUACAUUAUUACUUUACUGUAACAAUAUGAAACCCAAGGCCCUAAAAUAAAUACACUAACAUUCUGAA